AUGGAUUUACAAAAUAAAUAUCAAAUAUUAGCAAGUGAAUUUUCUAAAGUUCGAGGACAAGUAACUGUUUUGAAAAAAGCUGUUCUUGAUGAACAAAGUAAAAAUCAACAAUUACAAGAAGAUGUAAAUCGAAGAGAUCAAAAUUUAAGACGAAAUGGACAAGAAAUUGAAACACUUUCAUUUCUUAACACACAACUUCAAUCUCGUCUUGAAAUUCUUCAACAAGAGCUUAAUGAUUUUGGAUCACAUUCAAAAUUAAAAAAAUCAAAUAGCAAUAAAAAUUUUCAAACUAGUAAUAAUCCUUUCAAUGAUAAUGUACUUGCGCAAGAACUUGAACAGAAAAUCAAACAAUAUGAAACAAUUCAUCGACGAGUUUAUGAGUUAGAAAAGCAAAUAGCUGAUACCGAAAAUGAACGAUUAGCUAAUCGUUCGAAUAUUGAACAGUUACAGAAUCAAAUGGCAGAAAUGCAAGAAAGUCAUCAAAGAGCUCGUGAUGAAUAUGAAAGAAUUUUAAAACAAAUCAAACAAGAAAAUGAAUUACUUAAUGAACAAGUUAAACAACAUUUAACUGAAAAACCAUCUUCUACUGUUGUUAGUCGAAAAUCAUCUACUUUAACUGCACCAGUCAAAACAGUUAAUGAAUUAUCUCCAUCUCCUCAAGCGGAAAUAUUUUUAUAUAAAUAUUUAAAUGCAUGGCGAGAUGCAUAUACUGAAUUAACGAUUUAUAUUGAAGAACGAUUAAAAAAUAAUAAUCGAUCAUCAGAAAAUAAUGAAAAAAUGGCUCAUACAGCUAAAGCUUUUCAACAACAUGCAGAAAAUUUUCUUGUUGAAUUAAAAAUACGUUUGUUUGAUGGACAAUGUUCAUUAGAAUAUGAGAACACGACAGGUUUUGCUGAAUUAUUUAGUAUGUUUGUUUCAUCCUGUGAAAAAGUACUUGCUUUUGCUAUUAAAAGUGUGUGUGAUGAACCAAAAAUGAGUUCAUCAUCAGACAAUCAAGAGAAGAUUUGUGAGAAAAUCAAUAAAUUAAAUGAUGUACUCAAUCAAUUAUUUCAACGAUGGGCACAGAAUUUAUCACAAUUACGUGAAAUAGCUGCUGAAAUUAUUCAAUAUGAUUUAUCUUCACCAACGAUAGCUGAUGAACUUCAAAUAAAAGUUACUGAAAUGUUUUCGAUAUUUCAAGCAGGUGCACUUAUUCAUUGUGAUCUUGAUAAGAACUAUAAUGAUAAAUUAUGUUUGGAAUAUGAAUUAACUGCUUCUCCUGUACAUUUAACAACGACUGAUGAAUGUAUAUUAGCAGCAUUGAGAAAAUUAGCAAGUCUUGAACAACAAAUUGCGCAAUUAAUUCGAGAAAAUCAAACAUAUCUUUUUGAAUUACAAAAACGACAGAAAGAAAUGUUACAACAACAAGAAGAAAAUUUACUUUUAGAUUUUUCCGAAAAUUCUCAUCAACAAUUAUCUAAUGUUCAGAAAAAACAAAUACUUUGUAAUGCAGAAGCAAUUGGUACACUCGAACAAGAAAAAGAACAUUGGCGUUUGGAAUAUCAAUUAUUAAAAAUAAAAUUUGAAAAAAUGCGUGAUGAUUAUUCGAAACAAAUUGAUGAAUUAAAAGAUAAAACAAAUCAACCAAUAACAACAAAUGAACAAAUCGAUGAAAUUAUUUCGACUUCACCAACAACUUCAACAAUCAAUAUUCAGCGAGAGUCUCGAACAAGUUCUGAUCCACCGAGUGAACGUGAAAUGAUGAUAAAACAAUAUUAUUCACAAAAAGUUCUCGAUCUAGAAACUAAAUUACAAUUGGCAAAUGGCAAAGGAAUUGCAUUUUAUAAUGAAUUAGCAAAUAUUCAUCAACGCUUAAGACAUUCCAAAGAUCAAGAAGCUAAAUGUCGAACUGAAAUUGAACAAUCACAAGUAGAAUUAACAAAAAUGAAGGAUGAAUUAUCCACAACAACGAAAGGAUAUGAAGAACAAAUAGUGACAAUGACGGAGCAUUUAGCAUCUAUGAAUGAACAGAUUACAUCACAGAAUGAUAAAAUUGGUAGACUUCAACAUCAAUUACUUACGAAUCCGAAGGAUGGAAAAAAAAGCAAAAAAUGA
This is a messenger RNA of Adineta steineri, 2094 nucleotides long. The record is from the annotation of a GenBank genome assembly. Lineage: Eukaryota; Metazoa; Rotifera; Eurotatoria; Adinetida; Adinetidae.